Dichomitus squalens LYAD-421 SS1 is the source of this 903-nucleotide messenger RNA. RefSeq lists its product as uncharacterized. The transcript has 5 exons. Bases 1 to 903 code for a protein of 300 amino acids. The record is from RefSeq and is a predicted model, not a curated record. Lineage: Eukaryota; Fungi; Basidiomycota; Agaricomycetes; Polyporales; Polyporaceae.
AUGGAUGCCUAUUUCGACUUUGUAAUGGAGGGGUCCUGGGAGGCGUACUGCACUGACUUGUCAACGCAGGGUCCUGUCGCUGGUCCAUCCAGCAUAUUCACCGGAGCUUUGGGGGACUCCGGUUACAGGGACGCCUCAGACUGGCCGGGCUAUUCGCCGACCAGCAGUUCGUCGGUGGCUAGCACGCCACCAAUACUGACACCGGUCGUGCCCUACGGCCAGAGUGUCCAGGGGUUCGACAACUCCUGGAGCAUGCAACAGGCUUUGUACGAUGUCGCGAUUUCGUAUGAUGAGCACGACUUCGUCGACUUCGGCUUUGAAUGGGGACAGCCUGCCGCCGACGUCAAUUGCGUCCCACAGGCCCCGGAUACAUUUGAUGGUUAUAACCAUCUCGACUACCCUUAUCCCGCUGCAGAUGAGGUGCCCUGUGUCCAGCCUUCGCCUUCGCCGCCAACAGAAGAUGGUCAAGCGGCUCCGUACCCUCCACACGUCGACGCGUUCCGGACGCGGUUCGACGCCCACUCGAACGUCGUCCGGAUCGAGGUCCCUGUCACCUGCCACGUCCAGAACUGCGGCGCGGUCGUGAGCCCCGAGGGGCUGCUGGACCACUUGCGAGACGUGCACUGUUCCGACACCAAGUGCACGACGAAGGUGCAGUGCGGCUGGAGUGGGUGUGCCUCGGUGAUGACGCGGUCUGCGCUUCACCGGCACGUGCGGGACAACCACCUGCACUUCAAGAAGCUGCACUGUCCCUACUGUCAUACGACGGCUAGGGACGACCACUACGAGCACGGGCAUGGGCUCCCUGAGAACUGUCCCGAACGGGCCCCUUACGAGGCGGGGGACGAGGGGGUGCGGGCAUGGGUCGCCCAGUGCGCUUGGUGCCAGGCGAUCGGGGCGUAA